This is a messenger RNA of Plasmodium cynomolgi strain B, 1524 nucleotides long. RefSeq lists its product as hypothetical. Gene Ontology annotation, cellular component: mitochondrion. Bases 70 to 1524 code for a protein of 484 amino acids. The record is from RefSeq and is a predicted model, not a curated record. Lineage: Eukaryota; Apicomplexa; Aconoidasida; Haemosporida; Plasmodiidae. The transcript has 2 exons. Gene Ontology annotation, molecular function: hydro-lyase activity.
GGACGCCCCACAUGGAGCACAGACAGAAAGCGAAUCCGAACGUCCAUCUUCAAAGAUGAUGACAUAUACAUGGACCCUCUCCAAAUUCACAACGAAGAACCGAACAAAACAAACUACCUGAACAGAGCAUCACCAGACGAGUGUGUAUACACCCGGAACAACGUAGGAAUGAACGCAGUCCUCAUAAACAAAAAAUACAUGGACCUAAAGUGUAUUAACCAGUUGUAUAAGGAGCUACUAAAUGGAGAGAUCAAUUUCACAAAAAGGUUUACCUUCAUAACAUCGAUCAGUAACGAGUCGUUUAAUUACGGUUUCAAUUUAUUGGACAUGCUCAAAAUCGUGGAAGUGUAUCAAAAAGGGAAAAACAACAAGCAUGCAGAUGUUUUGAAAAAAAUUCUGUACAACAUUAAUGAGUUAAGUUAUCUCAUCUUUUCAUAUAGGAAGCCACUCAUAGUGUACUGUAACGGUAGCGUUCGAGGCUCCGGAGGGUUCAUACCCUUCCUUGCUAAUAACAGCGCUUCAUAUUUUCAUUCCUCAUAUGCCUACACCAAUUUGAAGUACUCCUUUUUGCCCUAUGGUGGCAUCUCCUACGUGCUAGCCAAUUUGAGAGGAUCUAUUGGAUUCUACUUAGCCCUAACAGGCCAGGUAAUCCAAUCUGCGGACCUUAUGUGGUGCGGUUUGACAAAAAGGUGGCUAGCAGAAGACUGUCUAGAGCUAAUGGAACUCACAUCAGAAUCGCAACUAGAGGUGUCCGAACAAGAUGCCAACCUCCUUUUGGAAGAACAUUUUUUGAAAGUCCCAAAAAUCUAUACCUUAAAAUGUUACGAAGAAAUAAUUCACGACCAUUUUAAGUACCCCUCUCUGAUGCAAAUUAUGGCUAAGCUAGAUGCAUCUAGGAAAAGAACCCAUUCUGAUGAACGGGUUCGCCUCUGGGCAGAAAAAACAUACCAACAGAUCUGUUCGCAGCCACCUAUAGCGGCACAUCUAACAUUUGAAAUUCUCCACCUACUUAGAACCCACAAAAUGGACCUACUCAAAAAAGCCCAAGUCACAAAAAAGCUAUAUAAUCAGAUGAUACAAAAUAGUUACAAGGUAGUUCCAACCACAAAGGAAGAAGUAAGCUUAGCUGAACUCAAGCUUACCAUCGAUUCGGAGCUCCUCAUAAAAGCAUUAAAUAUUGAAACCAAUGCCAUAGCGAAUUUCAUUUCCUGUCCGGAUCUCCUUAAUGGAAUCACCUCCUACUUGGUUAAAGACACGGAUCACUCCUUCAAAUGUACCUACCUGAAUAACUCCCUUCUUGAGACGAAGAAGGAUAUAAUCCAUUAUUUCCUUUUUUACAAAAAUGAUUACGAGUUUACUGUACAUGACAGACCCGACAUAAGUUUCUCCAGUUUGAGUGUCCUCGAUCGAUGUAAUCAGCCCUAUGGUUCACGCGACCGACACUUUUACGCAGAGCAGAGCAAACGAUGGAGCGACGACUAUCUGAAGGACCAACUGAACGAGAUUAACAAACUCGCCCUAUGA